CAAAGCCAAGUAGAAAGUAGAUAACUCGGUCAACAAUUUGGAACGCAAGGCGUGCCUACAUACCCUAAAUGGCGGAGGCUGCUGAAGCAACAGCCUUUAUAGGACCUGCAGAUACCGAGCUUGAAGUUCCUCUGAGCGAAGUCCAACCGCAACGCAUAGCUAUAAAUCCUAAAUUGCUUGAAGCAGCAAGGUUAGGAGAUAAAAGUAUUCUAGAUAAGUUGCUACGACCCAAAGAUGUUUCUUCUAAAGCUUCAGAGAGGGAAUUCACAAUAACAGUAUCGGAGGAUGCUGCAACACAAAGAGAUACCAACUGUCUCUUUGGAGUAACAUUAGAGGGGAACACAGCCCUCCAUAUAGUUGCUACCCGAGGACAUUUGGAGCUUGCCAAAGAGAUCUGUCAUAUAGAGAGAUCUCUUUUGUUAGCACAAAAUGUAAGGCUUGAUACCCCGCUACACUGUGCUGCAAGGGUUGGGGAUGACAAGAUGGUCUCCCUCAUCAUCCAGUUCGCAAGGGAGGAUGAGAACGAAGCGAGAAGAGUGUUGACAGCGAAGAAUAGGGACGACGCCAAUGCUUUGCAUGAGGCUGCCAAAUAUGAUCAUGCGUGUGUGGCCAAAGUACUGAUAGAGGAACAUGCUGAACUGAUAUCCAUGUGGAACAAUGCUGGUAUGUCUCCACUCUAUCUAGCCAUCAGGACAGGAUCACUCAAUGUUGCCAAAACAUUGCUGCAGUCUUUUUCUUGGGAAAAGACUUCUCUUGCAUCUUACGCAGGCUUUAACAAGCAUACGGCACUACAUGCAGCAACUAAGAUAAAUCGAGAAAUUACAGAAGCCAUAUUGCAGUGGAAGCCAACGCUCAACAAAUGUGCUGAUUGCUUCGGGAGAAUUCCGCUUCAUUAUGUAGCUUCAAAUGGUCAUCGUGAUAUGGCGAAGCUGUUAUUAGAGUACGAUCGCUCUAUAGCCUAUCUAUCAGAUGCUGAUGGCUUCUUUCCCAUACACAUUGCAGCUAUCAAGGGCAAUAUUGACGUGGUUGAUCAGAUUUUAGAAUACUGCCCUGAUACAGAUGAAUUAUUAGACUACGAGGGAAAGAAUUUUCUUCAUGUGGCUUUUGCAUGCAGAAGAUUAGAUUUGGUCAAGAAAAUUAUCUCCAAGAGACCGGAUCUUAGAAAGCUGUUAAAUGAUCAAGAUAAUAUGGGAAAUACGCCGUUACACACAGCCGUUAAAAAUAGUGAUCAAGGAAGCGUGUAUUUUCUUCUGCGGGACAAAAGCGUAUCCCCCAACAUCAUCAACCAUGAUGGAUUCACCCCUCUCGACUUGGCUUACGUCAAGUUGGAUAGAGGCUUGUUUGACCCAAGCGAUGCAACAAGUAGCAUUGCUGGCUGCUUGGCUUUUUCAAAGGCUCUGUUCGGUCCACCAAAAAAGGCUGAGUCAUCCAGCGAUGGGGACAAAAAGGAAGCAUCCGGCAAUGAUAGUUCCAGAGAAAAAUCAUCCAGCAUUGAGGACAAAGAUCUCAAGAAACAGCUCAAUAUAUCUCAAAACUUUGGGAUUGCUUCAGCGUUGAUUGCUACAGUCACAUUUGCUGCCGCUUUCACCGUUCCUGGAGGGUUCAUAGCUGAUGAUCAUCCAGACCAUGGCACAGCAGUUCUGGCAAAAGAGUAUGCAUUCAAGGUUUUCCUAGUCUCAGAUGCCUUCGCGUUCAUCUGCUCCAUCUUAGCCACGUUGUGGUUCGUGAUUGGAGGAAAACUGACAUCUGAUAGAUCUACUCGCGUGCGAGCCAUUAUUUCCGCUGAGAGGUGUGUCUACCUUGCAUUUAGUGGCAUGUCCGCUGCCUUCGCGAUGGGUAUGUAUGCAAUGUUGCCUCCCAGUUGCAAGAGUAUCAGCAUUGUUCUAUGCAUCGCUGCUCUCGGAACCCCUCUUUUAGCUGCUGUAGUGCCAUCUGUUAACCUCUACAGUUUGCUGAAAACAAUAGGAAUCAGGCAAGGGUAUAGACAAUGGAUUUGGCCAACCACCAUAUACCCGCAUGUUGGAAAAACUCUUUCUGAUCGUUCUCGUUUGAACCGUGGAGCUGUCAUUGUUUCACUGCUUCGAGCAUUGGUCACUUAUGCAAUCCUUUUCCUAUUACCGAUGCUCUUGCACCUGGUGAGCAAAAAUUAAAAUAUUGGAAGGACCACUGGUCAGCAUGCAUGGCUAAUAGAUGUUCAAAGAGUUGCUUGUAUGUUGCAUUAAGAACAAUAUCUUAAUUAUUUUCUUCACAUGUAAAAUUUUCUAUCUUUACAUAAGAAAGGCUUUCAUGGAGGUGGCAAUGAA
Molecule: messenger RNA, 2303 nt
Organism: Elaeis guineensis (African oil palm)
Lineage: Eukaryota; Viridiplantae; Streptophyta; Magnoliopsida; Arecales; Arecaceae
Product: protein ACCELERATED CELL DEATH 6
Cellular component (GO): plasma membrane
Molecular function (GO): protein binding
Source: RefSeq, a predicted model, not a curated record